AUGAUACAGGAAGAAUCCCAUCGGAAGAGAUGCAUUACUGAACAUGGCAGGUGGGGAAGAGGGUCGGGUUAUCAACAUGACGUUGCUCUGAAUCCUGGAGAAUUCCCCUCUUUUCUCCCCAACAACAACAAUAAAGAAUUCAGCAUUCAACCAGAUCCAAUUCUCACCAAGUGCCUCAACGGCCUUCCCUUGCUUCCCUGA
This is a messenger RNA of Monascus purpureus, 201 nucleotides long. NCBI's taxonomy places the organism in Eukaryota, Fungi, Ascomycota, Eurotiomycetes, Eurotiales, Aspergillaceae. The record is from the annotation of a GenBank genome assembly.